GGGACAACCGUAUCACUGCACAUGUAAGUCUGACAUAUGAGCGUCAUACCUUGCUGGACUUACAUUAACCACGAUCCACCAGUCUGCUAUUGUUGACUAUGGAAAGUCGAAUGAACGCCGUCACGGUGCACGUAUCACCCCGCAGGCAGAGAGACCGAUUCCUGCUCUGGAAGGCCUUGAAAUACCCAGCCUUUAAUGGAUCGUGACAUGAUAUUGAAUGAGAACUGGCGGGCUUGAGUGCAACCUGUGUUAAUUGUAUGCAUGAGAUCUAUAUUGCAAUAUGAAACCAUACUAUGGUGCGACUUGAUGGUGGUAACUUGAAAUCUCUCAGUGGCAGUAGCCGAGGAUGACGUUUAGACCUCGUAGUACUGCACCCGCGUCGACUGCGAUUCUCCGAUCCAUACACUACUUACCUACUAGAUAUUCCUCGUGCAAGCCGCUAUGUCUUCGAACACGAGAGUAUUAUACCUAGUCUACUGCGGUGUCGCAGUAGCCGUCUUGAAGGAGUUCAAUGCUGUGGUUACGGAGCCGUACAUGGAUGAACCUUUCCAUGUACCGCAGGCAUUGGCUUACUGCGAGGGUGAAUGGUCAACUUGGGACCCAAAAAUUACCACACCGCCGGGACUGCACGUCGUUCACAAUUUCCUACUAUACAUGCUCAGUGUGUUGCUGCACUGGGUCUUUAUGUUCAAAUGCAACCUGAAUUUGCUCCGUCUCACCACUACCCUUACCCUCUUGGCGCUACCGCUUGUCCUCACGCGGUUGCUGGGGUUCCAUCAGCGGCGUCGUUCACCACCAACAUUAGCACCCUCGAUCGAGGCGCUUAUUCUGUCUACCUUUCCAAUAGCGUGGUUUUUUGGUUUUCUAUAUUAUACAGAGGUUCCAAGUCUUGUUUCUGUUUUGUGUACCGUAGUUGCUGCGACGCAAAAUAAGCACUGGCUUGCUGGUUUGCUAGGAAUUGUGAGCUGCCUCUUUCGUCAAAACAAUGUUAUUUGGGUAUUGUACGCAUAUGCAGCGAGCCAGCUCAUGCGUUUGCGAUUCAAACCUGGACAAGCCGAACUACACGAUCCCCCCGCCUUGGGCGCUGGGCCAGGUGAUGCCCCAAAAGCACUACCUGAGUUGCUCCCCGCGUUUAUUCCUUAUGCGGUGGUUCUCGCACUUUUCGGUGGUUUUGUGAUUUGGAACGAUGGCAUCGUGCUUGGCGACAAAUCCAAUCACAUUCCUUCAUUUCACGUGCCACAGCUGUACUACUUCAUUGCGUUUGCAACAAUGAUCGGGUGGCCGGCAGUGCUUUAUGGCGAAAGCGGCCCAUUGAAGGUUGCUACCGAGGUCAUUUUGCGCAUGUUUGGGAAUAAACGGAGAACGCUUCUGACGGUCAUCAUAUCGAUCUUCAUGUGGAUUACUAUCCAGCGUUUCACUAUUCAUCACCCAUUCCUCCUGUCUGAUAACCGUCAUUUCACCUUCUAUAUCUGGCGUCGAGUAUUCAUGCUGCAUGCGGUAGUACCUUACCUGUUUAUUCCGGGGUACCAAGCGUGCGCCUGGGCAUGGUGGAUUCGUGUUGCCCGUGAUCAAUCGCUGUUGCAGACGUUGGUCCUGCCCGUUUUAAUUUUGCCUACAUUACUGCCUACUCCCCUGCUGGAACCGCGUUACUUCCUGGUGCCAUAUAUCUUGCUCAGGGCUCAGGUUGUGGAUGUGCAGCCCUACGGUAUUUUUGUCGAGGGCAUUUGGUACAUGGUAAUAAAUGUGGCGACUAUGUAUGUGUUUUUAUACAAAGAACGAGCGGGAGUUGGAAGAUUUAUGUGGUGAUGUAUCUAUGUACGUAGAAUAAUAAAUCGAGUGGACAGGGGUCAUAUCUGGACCCACUGAUGCAAACAAGA
Suillus subaureus is the source of this 1877-nucleotide messenger RNA. RefSeq names its product glycosyltransferase family 59 protein. The record is from RefSeq and is a predicted model, not a curated record. Bases 442 to 1806 code for a protein of 454 amino acids. Gene Ontology annotation, cellular component: endoplasmic reticulum. Gene Ontology annotation, molecular function: dolichyl pyrophosphate Glc2Man9GlcNAc2 alpha-1,2-glucosyltransferase activity. Lineage: Eukaryota; Fungi; Basidiomycota; Agaricomycetes; Boletales; Suillaceae. The transcript has 9 exons. Gene Ontology annotation, biological process: protein N-linked glycosylation; dolichol-linked oligosaccharide biosynthetic process.